AUGGAGAUGGCCGCAAGAACGCAAGGAGAAAAUGAAGAACACGUAGCAAAAGAAUACCUCUCGAGUCUAUCGGAUUUGAAUUGUAAUAGCAAACCACACAUUAACAUGCUAACUAUGCUGGCAGAGGAAAACAUCGAAUACGCCGCAAUUAUCGUCAAAGUGGUAGAGCAGCACAUUGCCAAGGUUCCACCCGAUUUUAAAUUGCCUAUAUUGUAUUUAAUCGAUUCUAUUGUAAAAAAUGUCAAGAGCACCUAUGUGCAGCGCUUCAGCCAAUGCAUUGUCAAUAUAUUUUGCGAUGUGUUCGAGAAGGUCAACGAGGAGAUUAGGCAACGUAUGUACGCGUUGCGCCAAACCUGGAAUGAAGUUUUCUCAUCUCAGAAACUUUACGCCUUAGAUCUAAGAGUUAAGCGUUUAGAUAAUAAUUGGCCAAUAACUGCAAGACCGCCCUCAAUUCAUGUUAAUCCAGAUUUUUUGAAAACGGUUAGCGCCUCUCAGGCCAUACCAACAGAAGUAGAAGAGAUUUUACAGCAUAAAACCCGUGAAUUAUUGGAACUAAAAAAACGUAAGCUUGAACUUGAGCUUGAGGCUACCAAAAAACACUUAGAAGAACAAGAAAAACAGCUUUCAAAAGCUGCUGAGGGGGUCGUACCGCCCGUGGAAGCAUUGGUAGCUGCUAACGCUCUUCAAACAAGUAUACGAGCAGCUGCCAUGCCUCCGCAAAUGAUGCCUAACAUGAUGGCUCCUGCUUUUAUGGCGCCCCCGGGCCAUCCCGGCCCAAUAGGUCCGGGAAUCAACAAUAUGCGGCCGGUUUUUCCUAAUAUGCGUGGGUUCAGGCCCCAUUUACAUCCGAGCAUGAUGAGUAUACAUCCUCAGCCUUUUCCUCCAUCCAAUAUUAAUGCGACCAACCCUAACGGUAAUAAUAACGCCAGUGGUAUGGCUAAUAAACCAAAAGUUCAUCCCGUAAACUCGGCGUUGCUAAAUGUAAUUCGCCAUCGUGAUCCUCGAUUGGCACGACAACAACAGCAACAGCAGCAGCAACAACAACAACAACAACAACAGCUUCAACAAAGGCAUGGCACAGAAGCAAAUAAAACAACCUCAGAACCUUCAAAAUCAUCUGAAUCAUUAAGAAAUGAUCGCAGCAGUAAAAAUAUCCGUAAAUCCCCAUCGAGAAGUUCUGCUUCCGGAAGCAGUACCCGUUCGGUGGGUCGUUCAAACAAAAGCUCUAGUCGAGAUAAGGAAAAGGAUCGAAAGCGUAGCGAAUCGAAAAGUUCAACGACAUCUUCUUCAUCAUCUGGAUCAAAUGCUUCAGCGGAACGGAAAAAAUCAUUCUCAUCGGGUAAAGGUAGCAAAAAGUCUGGAUCUUCGCCGACUUGUGAUAAAGAUGCUUUUGAAAUAGCACCUUUGUCCACAGCAUUUAAACGUAAAUCGUCUUCGCCAAACAAUUCUCCUGCCAAGGCUCGUGAUCCCAAACGUUUUACUAGUCAUAAAACAUAUUCACGUAGCAAAACGCGAUCUCGUAGUCCUUCACCCCGCAAAGAUAUGUUUAAUGACGUCGAUUUGCGGAGAGUUUCAACAUCAUCAUGCUCAUCGACGACAUCGCCAGAAAAACGAGCUAAAACUUCGGAAGAAAUCAAUGGCAACGAAAUUUUGACGCAGGUGUCGGCAAAAGGUCUAGAGAAAAAUAUUAAACCAUUAAUAGAGUCACCCAUAAUUGGGACUGCAAGAGCGAUGGAUGUGGAUUUGAGGCCACAAUUGGUGGUACCUCCAAUAAAGGCAUCUGUCUUAAGAGCCAAUUCCUCCCCCUCAAGUUUAUCGUCUUCAGACUUAAGUCAUAAAUUGUCGGGAACAUCAGUUUCAAGGGCCAGCAUCAUUAUAGAUCUAACUUGUAAUACAAGUUGUGCAAGUGCAAACACUAAAGCGACAUCAUCACCCAACAAAGUCUCAUUUAAAAUUGAGAAACACGUUAAUAAAUUAGAAAAAUCUUCAGAAAAUUUAACAGUUACAUCAACUUCAAAUAAAUUGGUUACAUCGUUGACAUCGUCAUCAUCGUUACCUGAGGUCACCUCGAACAUCGAACAAAGUCACUUAGAUAUGAAUGCCAAGUACGCUUGUGAUGGCCCUAUAAUAUCUGGCGGUCAAGUAAGUAAAGACCUAGAAGACGAAGACAAGAAAAAACGACCAUCAGUCGCUGCAAACGAAGAAGAACCUCUCUCUAAAAAGAGCAAGUCCACCAAGCUGGACCCUCUCUUUGGCUCCGAAGACGUUGACCUACGCCAGCUAAUGCCAGCCAUUCAGCCAAGUUGCAGUGAGGAAACGGCGCCGCCACCCCCUUCCAUGAAGCUUAACGAUGCUCUAAGUUGUAAUGAAAACUGGGACAUAUUUAAGGGUGAGGCUUCCAAAAUUUCGCCAAAAAAAUCCUCGACUCUGGAUGAUGUUCGAGCCAAAUUAGCUAAAACGGCGAAAUUGAGUAAACUUUCGAAAACUGAGAAAAACAAUAAGGAAUUAUCACAUCGUUUGCGUUUGGCGGAAUUGCAGAAUAUGAAUGAAGACACUCAAGAGGCCAAUGAUGAGAAGAUACGUACUAUGGUCGUCCAAGCUCAAGAGCUUUUGGAAGCCAAAUCAAUUACUCAAGAGCAAUACAAUAACCUUAUGAAAACAGUCAUGUCGAUUAACGAAGUGAAUAAAUUGAAAAUCGCUAAGCGUCGAGAAUCGCUUAAUGCCAUCAAGCAAAAACUAACCGAAGAAGAUACAAAUGAAGCUGAACGUAACGCUGCACGUGAGGCGGUACUUAAGAAACGCAUACCUAAAAUAAAUAAGGGGCAAGUACCAACCAACGACCAAGGAAAUUCUCUAUCACCUCGCAGUGAAAGCGUUAGCGGUAGUAAUGCUGAAAAUUCCCCACAUCGCGAAGAAAAGAGCGAAUCAAAUGACGAGCAUAUGCCACGCGCAAGGCUAAUGCGUGACAAACGGGUAUCAAAAGUGUCUAAAUGGGGAGAUCGUGUUGUUGAUCCAAAUAUGGGUAAUAUGAUGCCUUCAGGGCCUCCGCCGCGACCAUGGGCUUUGGGUCCACAAAAUAAACGCUGCUUCCGUGGUAUUGGGCCUCAUCCGUCAAUGGCGAUUAAUAUGCGCAACCAAUGGCCAAUCAAUAAUAUUAACAACGGACCCAUACCACCAUUUGUAAACGGACCUAUGCUACCGCCAAUGCGUGGCCUUCUUGCCUCUUCCAUGCCUCAAUUGGAAUUACAGCAGCCACCAAUUAUUCCUAAGCCUUGCAAUUCAAUCGAUAAUCCCCAGGAGGAUCUUGUUCGCACUAUAACCAUCGAUGGUGUUGCCAAAGAAAUACGUUUCUACGACCAGGUUGCGAUUGUUUUCAUGGAGGUAGAUCAGCCCCGCGAAAUUGGUUUCCAGAAUGGGCAACGCACUAUAUUCAUCGAUAAUCAUGAACCUCUUAUGCUGCAAUUUAACGAAGACUAUAAAUCGGUAACUAUUGAUGGUGAAGUUUUACGCCUGCGUUUUGGUUUUCCAUCACGUGAAUUAUAUAUUGACGAACACUGGUAUGAAAUAUACUUUGGGGGCCCACCGAUUACUGUACCAAUUAAAAAUAAACUGCGAAUGUUGAAAGCGGAAGGUCCUCCACCCCAAGUUAACAUUGGCCCAUUAAGGCGUGAUCUAGUUGUGGGCAAAAUUAAUAUGAUUGUGGACGCUCAUAAUGUCAUACCGUUAUUCUUGGACGCUCGUGCACAAAUAUUCAGAUUGGGAGACAAAGAUCACACCAUACAAUUCGCUGAUAAUUUGUUAACAGUUCUCCUUGAUGGUAUGCCUACGAGGGUUGAAUACGGCGGACUUCCAAAAAGUCUGUUUCUUGGGGGUAAAAAAUAUUUUGUUCGUUUUGGCGCUUUGCCGCAGGGUAUAGUAGCGGGAAAAGUCCAAAUUAAGGAUAUGAUCUACGUGGAAGCACAACCUCCAACGCAACCGUCGACUGAAAAGGAAACGUUUAUAAAUGCGACAGGCUCAGAAGAAGUACCAAAGGGUUCGCAAAUAGAAUCCGUAAAAGAAUCUGAGACAGUGCCACCGGGAGCAGCAUCAUCGUCGACAGCAGUCGUGCCUACAUCUGCUUUAACCAAUGUUAACAUAGAUGAAUUAUUUCAAAAGCUCGUUUCAACUGGUAUAUUGGGUGGUUCAAGCGGCAUCUUACCAGCUGUUAAUAAAAUACCCGCCGAAGGUGCCGUUCAAUCAGAAGGAACUGAAUCAACGGAAGCCGCAAUGGAAGAGCUUAUUAAACCCAUCGAUUUAUCCAAAGCAGAAUCAGUAAAGACACGGCAGGCUGCAGUUGUAGCUACGCUUUUUUCGGGUAUGCAAUGCUGUAGUUGUGGUGUAAGAUUUCCACCCGAACAAACUAUUAAAUACAGCCAACAUUUGGAUUGGCACUUUCGGCAAAACAGGCGUGAGCGCGACUCUUUGCGGAAAGCUAACUCACGUAAAUGGUAUUACAAUCUUAGCGAGUGGAUAAAGUAUGAGGAAAUUGAAGAUCUCGAGGAACGUGAAAAGAACUUUUUUGAGACACAGCAGAAUGAUGUCGAGACAAUCGAUGAAACAUCAAAUCAACGUUCGACGAAUUCUCCUGUACCCAGUUGCCGGGCUGAUCGGGGCGAUGUUGAUCGCGCAUGUGAUGCGUGUCUCGAGAAGUUUGAACAAUUUUACGACGAAGAUGCUGACGAAUGGUACCUGCGUCGUGCUUUGAGAAUCGAAGAUAAAAUCUAUCAUUCGUUUUGUUAUAAAGACAAUAAAAAGACUCCCACUAAUCCUCCAAAAACUAUCGAGGUAGAAGAAAACCUUAACAAUGACGCUUCUGAUCAAACGCUCAUUCAUAUUGAUGACGACAAUGCUGUCGACAUCGAAAUAAAAUCCGAAACAGAACGUCCUAGCGUUACUGACGCGCCUGGUGAUGAAGAAGACGACGAUGUGAUUGUGCUGCCAAAUGAAGAGCCUUCCGUUACCGAAAUCGACGAUGACGAUGAUGAAUAUGUUCCAACCAACGUAACUCGUGAAGAAAUGGGCACAUCGGUAGAAGAUGAUACACCUAUCACCCUUAAUGAAACUAAUGAAUCAGAUGUCGAAAUACAGGAACCUAAUAUACCGUUCACGGAUUUAGACACAUAUGAGGAAAAAGAUCUUAUCACUGGAGAGGAAAGCUCUCAAAUGUCAUAUAAGAAUGUGAAGAUUAAAGAAGAGCCUAAAGAAGACGAGGAUGAAGAUGAUGGUUUCGAGGACGUUGGUACUGUAAUGAUUGCACCGGAUGAGAUCUCAAUUCAGAGUAGCGAAGAGACGCAGACACCAACUUUAGACUCAACAACGGUGGAAAAGGCCACUGUUCCGGCCAGUCCUCCCUCGUCAGCAUCAACUUGCCCAAAUGAAGAAAAGGAUGCAGUAAAGGAAGUGCUAACGGCGGAUUUAAAUAUAUCCAUGGACGGUAACUUAGAGACCGGUAACGAACAUAAUUUGUCCGCUGCUGGUCCUGCUCCUACCGUGCCCUUGGUUAGCUUAGUUAAUAAGAUUAAAAUAAAUAUUACUAAGAACACUAUAUCAACAAAUAGCACUAGUACUAGUAAUAAUGCAACAUCAACGUCUACAAACACAACUGCAACCAACAAUCCAAACUCCAAUCUUGUUAGUUUGAAUGAAAAGACGAAAGUAACUUUAGGUCAGCAAGCAAUAUCGUCUAAUCCUAUACCGACAAUAUCGACGAUACCGGUCUUAUGCAGUGGAGGAACCACCAUUCCCAGCAUCAUGUCAAGUGGCUUUGAAGAAGAUAUUGCGAACUCAAAUCAUAGUGUAAGUACAAUAUCGGUAAUUGGCACCAGUUACGGCAUCAGCAAUCAGUCAACGUGUUCUCUAACGAAAACCGAUCAUCCUCCACUGCAACCCGCACCGCGUCCGAUUGAGGAGACGAUUACCUACGAAUUAAAGCCUGCGCUGCAAAAGGUUACUUUUAAAAAGAAAGAAAAAAUAGUGUGUGGCAGUGAGACCUCCGGUCUUUGUUCCAUUAUGUAAAUAUGACAUUUUUCUUCUUAGGGACGUCGGGGAGGGGGGCCUUUUUUAAUAAUAUGUACAUUUAGAAAGAUUUAGAGAGAGAGAGAUCAUGUAUAGCUUGAGAAAUAUUUGGCUCAUUCUAGAAUCGUUGAUUAGUUUUUAGUAUCUUCGUUUUUUAAUUAAGUUUACAUAUAUUUCUAAGGUCACGUCACGCGUUCGUUCAUCCGUUCGACUGUGAUACGUUACAAAAAUCUGCGUUUAAUUUAUUAUUUAACUUUAUUAAAGAAGGAAACUGACGAGUGAUGUAUCUCGUCCCCAUUGAGACUUUCCUUAAUUAUCGUCGUUUCUUUUACUUGAUACACUUAUCAUCACAUGAAUUCCAAGUUCUUUUCUCUU
This is a messenger RNA of Glossina fuscipes, 6429 nucleotides long. RefSeq lists its product as uncharacterized. Gene Ontology annotation, cellular component: mRNA cleavage factor complex; cytoplasm. Lineage: Eukaryota; Metazoa; Arthropoda; Insecta; Diptera; Glossinidae. The transcript is spliced from 12 exons. Gene Ontology annotation, molecular function: RNA polymerase II complex binding; mRNA binding. Gene Ontology annotation, biological process: termination of RNA polymerase II transcription. The record is from RefSeq and is a predicted model, not a curated record. Bases 1 to 6054 code for a protein of 2017 amino acids.